AUGAAGAUCAAAUCUCCAAAGGACGACCUGCUUCCCGACCUGAGCCCCGUGGAGCAGUUCUUCCAGGGGAACUUCCCGGGCAGCGUGCAGAGGGAGAGGCACCACAACAUGCUCCAGUUCCAGGUCCCCUCCUCCUCCCUGGCCAGGAUCUUCCGGCUGCUCAUCUCCCACAAGGACAGCCUGCUCAUCGAGGAGUACUCAGUCACACAGACCACGCUGGACCAGGUAUUUGUGAACUUUGCUAAGCAGCACACUGAAACUCAUGACCUCCCUUUAUACCCCCGAGCCAGCGGACAAGCCAAGGGCUACUACCAAGCCAUCUCUGGGCCAGGUCUGACCUCCUCCCACACGGCCAUUCUCUGCGGCAGGACAGGAGCUCUGGGCAGCAGGAAGGGCAGGAGCCUCUGCCACGUGGCCGUCCGAGCCAACCAGCCAGCAUCAGUAAGGCCUCGGCAGCAGAAACAAACAGGCCGUGGCCGCCUUGGCCAGUCGACCAGGGACCUGCUGGCCUGGGGCUGCUCCGGACCUAAAGGAUCAAGACAUAAUGAGAGCAUGUUAGACAAGCCAAAGAGAAAACAUAAUGCCCAUGGGUAGGGUAAUGGGUUGCGGUAUGCGCUAAGCAGCAGGCGAGGCUGGCGAGUUGAAAUGGAGGAUGCACAUACAGCUGUGAUUGGUUUGCCAAGCGGACUUGAAACAUGGUCAUUCUUUGCUCUGUAUGAUGGGCAUGCUGGUUCUCAGGUUGCCAAAUACUGCUGUGAGCAUUUGUUAGAUCACAUCACCAAUAACCAGGAUUUUAAAGGGUCUACAGGAGCACCUUCUGUUGAAAAUGUGAAGAAUGGAAUCAGAACAGGUUUUCUGGAAAUUGAUGAACACAUGAGAGCUAUGUCAGAGAAGAAACAUGGUACAAAUAGAAAUGGGUCAACAGCUGUGGGUGUCUUCAUUUCUCCUCACCAGACUUAUUUCACUAACUGUGGAGACUUGAGAGGUUUCCUUUGUAGGAACAGGAAAGUUCAUUUCUUCAUACAAUAUCACAAGUCAAGUAAUCUGCUGGGAAAAGAACAGAUUCAGAGUGCAGGUGGUUCUGUAAUGACUCAGCGUGUGAAUGGCUCUCUGGCUAUAUCGAGGGCACUUAGGGACUUUGAUUACAAAUGUGUCCGUGGAAAAGGUCCUACAGAGCAGCUUGUCUCACCAGAGCCUGAAGUCCAUGAUACUGAAAGAUCUGAAGAAGAUGAUCAGGAGAAACCAAGAUGGUGGCAUAGGUAAACACCUGAAAUUGUUGCCUCGCACAACCACUUCAAAAAU
This is a messenger RNA of Myotis daubentonii (Daubenton's bat), 1302 nucleotides long. RefSeq names its product protein phosphatase 1A-like. Lineage: Eukaryota; Metazoa; Chordata; Mammalia; Chiroptera; Vespertilionidae. The record is from RefSeq and is a predicted model, not a curated record.